Prunus armeniaca (apricot) is the source of this 1092-nucleotide messenger RNA. The record is from the annotation of a GenBank genome assembly. Lineage: Eukaryota; Viridiplantae; Streptophyta; Magnoliopsida; Rosales; Rosaceae.
AUGGCACCAGUAGUAUGUCCAUACAUGGUCUACAUGAGAUUCAAGCCACAUCUUCUCAUGGUUUUGACACAGAUCGGCUAUACGUUUCUCUACUUUAUAACCGCUGCAUCCUUCGAUCACGGGAUGAGCCCUCAUGUCUUUGUAACCUAUAGACAUAUAGUAGGUGGCUUAGUGAUGUUUCCAUUUGCCUAUUUUCUUGAAAGAAAAGUAAGGCCAAAGUUGACACUAGCAUUGUUUCUGGAGAUAUUUGUACUUUCUCUGCUAGGGGUUAGCUUAACCCUUAAUAUAUAUUUUGCAAGCUUGAAGUACACUUCUCCGACCUUUGUCACAUCAAUUGCUAACACCGUUCCAUCCCUGACUUUUCUAAUUGCUGUCAUACUCAGGCUGGAGGCUGUAGACGUUAUGAGUCCCCAUGGAAUAGCUAAAGUCUUCGGAACCUUACUAUCUUUGGCUGGGGUCAUGACCAUGACCUUGUACAGAGGACCUGCUGUGCAAAGCUUCCCAGGCGCUUCAGUACACAUCAGAAGUGAUUCUGUUCACAAAAACUGGACGAAAGGAUCGAUCCUAAUUGUUGCGAGUUGUGUAUCGUGGUCCAUAUGGUUCAUAAUGCAGGGAAUCACAUUGAAGAAAUAUCCUGCACAAUUGUCUCUAACAACAUGGAUAAAUUGUAUUGGGGCAGCACAAUCGGCUGUUUUCACAGUAAUUAUAGAACACAAACGGGCAGCUUGGAGCAUUUCGUACAACAAUGAGUUCUGGUCUAUCCUAUAUGCUGGAAUUGUAUGCUCAGGUAUCACAAUCUUCGUACAACUGUGGUGCAUAAAACAAAAAGGACCUGUUUUUGUGACCAUGUUCAGUCCCCUUGCAACAUCAUUGGUGGCAGUUAUGGCGUACUUCAUUCUUGGCGAAACACUGCACGUUGGCAGAAUACUUGGAGCAGUCAUUAUCAUCAUUGGACUAUACUUGGUUUUAUGGGGCAAAGAUAUAGAUGAAAAUCAUAGCAGGCCCCAAGAUCAAGCUAUAUUGACUAGUGAUGAGCUGAAGAAACCCAAGAUACAAAUGGAACCUUCAUCAGAAUCAAAGAACGGACCUUGA